Messenger RNA from Oncorhynchus keta (chum salmon), 1414 nucleotides. Its product is annotated as alpha-synuclein-like. Gene Ontology annotation, molecular function: cuprous ion binding. The record is from RefSeq and is a predicted model, not a curated record. Lineage: Eukaryota; Metazoa; Chordata; Actinopteri; Salmoniformes; Salmonidae. Gene Ontology annotation, biological process: synaptic vesicle endocytosis; chemical synaptic transmission; synapse organization. The transcript is spliced from 7 exons. Bases 207 to 656 code for a protein of 149 amino acids. Gene Ontology annotation, cellular component: cytoplasm; axon terminus; neuronal cell body.
GCAGACAGUAAAGCAGCCAUUCUAUCUCGAGCUCUCCCAGCAUCAGCACCACGGAAUUACGAUCAAUCUCUGUCUGCUUCUGAAACGGAGAAGAGUAUCGGUUUCAAACCUGCAGGGCGAAAUCUAGACAAGGCAACACGGAUUUCAGUGUCGAAAGGGGAAGUUGGAAGGCAAAUAACAGCUGUUGCUGUGUCAUUUUGGACACCAUGGACGCGCUAAUAAAGGGGUUCUCGAAAGCCAAGGAUGGGGUCGUGGCUGCAGCGGAGAAGACAAAGCAGGGAGUAACUGGGGCGGCUGAGAUGACAAAAGGUGGCGUUAUCUUUGUCGGCAACAAAACAAAGGAUGGAGUCACAACAGUUGCAGGUAAAACAGUGUCUGGCGUUUCCCAGGUGGGCGGAGCCAUGGUAACAGGUGUGACAGCAGUGGCUCACAAGACUGUGGAGGGGGCGGGGAAUAUUGCUGCUGCGACUGGAUUGGUCAAGAAAGACACAGCCAAACAGGAUGAAGAUGCUAUGUCUAAAGACUCACCUAUCAAGGAGUCAACAGUGGACCCAGAGGGUGGUGAUACUGCUGCAGAGAUGGGUGAGGUUCCCAUUUCCUCACAAGAAGUCCUUUGGGGUUCCAUCCACCAUCAUCAUGAUCCAUCAGCACUAUGAGGAUUCCGAUGGCUAUUAGAAGUACAGCACUGUCAAGUGCCUCAUCUGUAACAAUCCAGAAUCAACUAUCAAAACAUUCCACGUCACCCUGCCAAGUCCAGUUGUGCCUCGUUGUGUUCCUUAAUGGAGUCUGUACCAUGUGUGUGUGUAUGACUCUGUGUGUGUAUCUAUUAGUGUGUGUGUAACGUGUGUAUGGGUGUGUCUUAAUGCUUAGUGGGUGUACGCCAGUGUGUGUGUGUGUGUGUGUGUGUGUGUGUGUGUGUGUGUGUGUGUGUGUGUGUGUGUGUGUGUGUGUGUGUGUGUGUGUGUGUGUGUGUGUGUGUGUGUGUGUGUGUGCGUCCGUGUGUGUCCUGGAGUCUCCGUCAGUCAGUCCUGAGUGGGGUCUAUACGCCCAUCUUCAGUAACUCCCUCCCACUCAGGCAGCCACCUGGACACAGAAGGGACUACCUUUAUGUUCUGUCUAUCUGUCUGUGGACUUUGAAGUAAAUACAAAUACUGUAUACAGGACGGUGUCCGCCCACUCUGCUCCGAGGGUGGGAAAACGCAUGUUUUUUUGGUGAUGACAUGUCACUUCCUUAUGUUAUAAAAUAAAUUAAACCAAGACAAAUAUGAUUAUUCAUGUUCUGAAUUGUUCAGUGGAGCCUUUCUCUAACAUAUCACUAAUGAUAUCCAAGAAGUCGGAUUUCCUAACCUAAUACAGCCAAUAAUAAGCACCGCACUCUGACAUAGCAAGUUUCUCGUAACAACUUGAUGAUUUU